Molecule: messenger RNA, 3291 nt
Organism: Lasiodiplodia theobromae
Lineage: Eukaryota; Fungi; Ascomycota; Dothideomycetes; Botryosphaeriales; Botryosphaeriaceae
Product: Histidine kinase hhk5p
Exons: 6
Coding region: 1-3291 (1096 amino acids)
Biological process (GO): phosphorelay signal transduction system; protein autophosphorylation
Molecular function (GO): histidine phosphotransfer kinase activity; phosphorelay sensor kinase activity
Source: RefSeq, a predicted model, not a curated record
AUGCGCAUUCCCAUACGGGAGCAGCUUGGGUUUUUGGUGCUGCUGGUUUCCUUAGUCGCUCUCGCCGUCAUUGCGGCCGCAACAUGGGUUACCAAUCACAACUUCGUUCUGGACAUCCGAGCCUCGCGUCUGACCCUAACGGCAUCGUUGAAGGCAUCACAGCUUGCUUCGAAUCUCCUGUUGAUGCAAUCAACCGUCCGUUCCGCCUCCAGCAGAAUUGUGAUCCAGCGCCAGCUUCAGCGUUACAACGAUGGCAAUGUCACCUAUCGGAGCUCCGCAAAUUGGACCACUUCGCAGUCCGACCUGGCCGCCGUUUUCGAUGGAGGUCAGCAGAUGACAUUACUGCUGCAAGCCCAGGUCUGGCCCAAGAAUUAUACUGGAUCAGCUGCAGACGCUGCCGUCUUCAGGGCUACCGCUUCAGUGGCCUCGGGCAAGCUCGCUCUUCCCAUGACCUAUGAUAAUGGUUCCACUGUCUACCUCGGUGACUCGGGCUUGGGCUAUCCGCCCCACCUGUAUCCCAAUAUGACAUUCACUUCCCAACGGCUAAACGACACUUUCAACGAAACGUUGGCUCAGUAUGCGGGGCAGACGCUGAACGAGACCGGAAGUAUCUUACUUGGUCCUUGGGAGUUGAACAAGACAUUCUCCUUGAUGUCUCUGACUGUUCCUAUCAUCAACAACACCUCCGCAUUCGAUAUCCUUGGUUGGAUAACCGUUGUUAUGGACGCCAAAUUGAUCUACCAGACCGUGGAUGCCGGUGAAGGACUCGACAACAGCGGCAUAACUCUCAUUGUUGGGCCUGACACCAUUGACAACAAGUUUCCUCCUGGCGUGCUUUACUCAAACAACAGCGGCAGUCCCCCCAAGGACGUGUCCGUUCGGUUCGUGUUACCGCCUUCGGAACUGGGGGGACGCCAUAACUCCCGAUUUACCGUCAAUCAAGGCGCAAAAGACAACAAUAAUGCGGGGUCCAUUAUAUCAACCAAGAAUGAGGAAAAGAAGGAUGUGGCAGUCGGCUUUGCUCUACCAGAGACAUCCUUGUGUGAUUGGAUUGUCCUUGUGGAGCAAACGCAUGCUGAAGUCUGGCAGCCCAUAAAUCACCUACGCAACAUCCUGAUAGCUUGUGUCUUCGGUACGGCUGGUGCCAUACUACUCUUGACGUUCCCGCUGGCACACUAUUCUGUUCGGCCAAUUCGCCGACUCAGAGCUGCUACACAGCGGUCUGUCUCUCCGACCGGGUAUCUGCCAGAUGACUCGAGCAUUUCCUCGGGUCACAUGGAUGGGGCCGAUGAUGCUGAAGUUCUUGCCCGCAAGGAAGGGUUCCUAUCGAAAAUCACCUCCUGGAGACACGGGAGGCGGCGAACUGGUGUGGAACAACGAGAGGUCGAAAGAAGGCGACAGUUCAGGAUCCCUGAGAAGGUCAAAGACCGUAAGCAUUUGAUUCACGACGAGCUCACGGAUCUUACCACCACGUUCAAUGAAAUGACAGACGAGCUCAUGAUGCAGUAUGAGAAGUUGGAAGAAAGAGUCAAGCAACGUACAGCUGAGCUCGAGGAGGCAAUGAAGGCUGCCGAAGCUGCCAACGAGAGCAAAACUCUAUUCAUCGCUAAUAUUUCGCAUGAGCUGAAGACUCCUCUCAACGGCAUCCUCGGCAUGUGUGCUGUGUGCAUGUCGGAAGACGAUCCGGUCAAGCUGAAGCGUUCGAUGGGUAUCAUUUACAAGAGCGGGGAUCUGCUGCUCAAUCUUUUAACGGAUCUUCUGACUUUCAGCAAGAACCAAAUGGGCCAUCAGCAACUCUCACUCGAUGAAAAAGAGUUCCGCCUGCGAGAUGUAAGCACUCAGGUUCUAGCAAUCUUCGACAAGCAAGCCAAAGAGAGCGGCAUCACUCUCUCUGUACGAUUCGAAGGUCCAGCCGACCUUAACCCUGACGAAUCUGCUCAACGAGGUGAACAGGGCCUUGCCCCACAUGGGCUCGGACGCGUGAAGGACAUGAUUCUGUGGGGUGAUCAGCAUCGAAUUCUCCAAGUCCUAAUCAACCUGGUCUCUAACGCUCUCAAAUUUACACCUAAGGGUGGUUCCGUCUCCUGCACAAUCAGAUGUGUAGGGGAUGCGACCAUUACGCCAGGAUUCGGGAGUCGCAAAGGAUCUCUCAAUUCUCAGUCGCGGCAAGGCUCUGGUCGAAACUCUAGAAAUCGCAGUAGGAUGGAUUCGAGCUCAAUGUCCUCCCAAGUCACGCCAAGACGUACGGAUACAGCGAACCAUAUCAAUAUCCUCCACGACAAGGCAUAUGCUCACAUCCUGGAAGCGGAGAGGGCGCCAUCACCGCCACCGGGACGAUUUCUUGCUUUCGAAUUCGAGGUCGAGGAUACAGGCCCAGGCGUCCCCGAGCAUCUUCAGCAACGUAUCUUCGAGCCUUUCGUACAAGGAGACCUUGGGCUCAGCAAGAAAUACGGUGGAACAGGCCUCGGGCUAUCCAUUUGCCAGCAGCUCGCAACCCUGAUGAGAGGUACUAUCAACCUCAGGAGCAGCGUUGGUCAGGGUAGCACUUUUACAGUGGAAAUCCCUCUGAAACAUCUCAAGACACGAGCAGACAGCACUGCCUCGUCAAGAGUUUCAGAUCCCGCAAAUGGCAGUCGGAAGAGCAGUCUGUCUAUUGAGUCUCCAACAUCUCGCACGGCAGAGGAGAGCACUGGAGCGGCAUCUGUCCCGUUCGAGACGGACUCUCAGCCACGUUCACAAGGUGCAGCAAUGGAUCGCAUUGCAGCCCAGACGUUUAAUAAAAGUGAUAGGCUUAAGGUCCUUGUCGCUGAGGAUAACAAGACCAACCAAGAAGUCGUCCUGCGGAUGCUGAAACUUGAAGACGUGUACGACGUAUCGAUCGCGAAAGAUGGCCAGGAGGCUCUGGACAAAGUCAAAGAGAGCAUGGAGAACCAGAACCCUUACGACCUGAUUUUCAUGGAUGUGCAAAUGCCAAACCUCGAUGGUAUCCAGUCCACCCGACUUAUUCGGCAAGCGGGAUAUUCGGCGCCCAUUGUUGCCCUUACGGCUUACGCGGAGGAAAGCAACGUGAAGGAGUGCUACGAGUCAGGCAUGGACUAUUUCUUAUCGAAGCCGAUCCGACGCCCUGCAUUGAAGCACGUCUUGAAGACUUACUGUGCUCCUAUACCGGAAGAAACGGAGCCUGGAGACAGCCCUCCCUUGGAUUCGAAGAAGAAAAAGGGCGCCGCGUAUAAGCUAGUGGCGAGAUCGGGCGCAAAGAAUGAUACUCCAGAGCCUUCGCCUUUGUCAUGA